UCCGUCCCGCCCUUCGGGAGCCGGGGUGUGUGGCUGGCUCGUCCCGCCCCUGCCUCUGAGUGACAGGACCGUGGACAGCAACAUUUCCAGCCGGACACGAAGUUUGUCGGCCUUUGCCUUGGCAGAGCUGAGUAAGAAAAAACAACAAAGAAUUUUAUUUUUGGUAUCUGGAACUGAAUUUGUCAGGAACACGAGCACAGUUUCCUCAGUAAAGACUCUGCCUUUGGAAACAUCCUGCCCCUUGGCAGCUCUCCAGAGUUCAGACUUGGCAGCAUCAAGGACACAACGCAAGCAAGGAUUUUGGAGAUCAAAGAUGGGUAAAAAAGAUGCUUCCACUAUCAAACUUCCUGUUGAACAGUAUAGAAAGCAAAUUGGUAAACAGGAUUAUAAAAAAACCAAACCUAUUUUACGAGCAACCAAAUUAAAAGCAGAAGCAAAGAAAACAGCCAUAGGCAUAAAGGAAGUUGGCCUUGUACUCGCAGCUAUCCUGGCACUACUGCUGGCUUUCUAUGCUUUCUUUUAUCUCAGACUGUCCACGGAUAUUGACCUUAACCUGAACCCAGACGAAGAUUAGCUAAGCAUCAGUCAAUGUAUUAAAAGGAAAUAAUUUUACAAAAGUAUCUUUGGGGACCAUUACUUCCAAUGCUAAAAUUGUAACGUUUUGAAUUCUUUCUGCUGGUAUUUUAAGUUUACCGAAAUAUCUUUUCAAAUAGUUGCAUAGGCUAUCA
This is a messenger RNA of Otolemur garnettii (small-eared galago), 728 nucleotides long. It is a transcript of the gene TRIQK, whose product is annotated as triple QxxK/R motif containing. The transcript has 5 exons. NCBI's taxonomy places the organism in Eukaryota, Metazoa, Chordata, Mammalia, Primates, Galagidae. The coding region runs from base 314 to 574 and encodes 86 amino acids. Gene Ontology annotation, cellular component: endoplasmic reticulum membrane. The record is from RefSeq and is a predicted model, not a curated record.